Molecule: messenger RNA, 558 nt
Organism: Anisakis simplex (herring worm)
Lineage: Eukaryota; Metazoa; Nematoda; Chromadorea; Rhabditida; Anisakidae
Source: the annotation of a GenBank genome assembly
AUGGAAAGCUUUUUUUCAGGUUUGGUUCCUUGCGUUCGAUGUCUUACGGUUGAAGCAAAUUCGCUCGCAGUUAUUCCUGCUGCAUGCGAAACUGAAACUCUUCAAAAGAAGCGUCAACGUAAUCGUAUCUCAUCCUCUAGUCCUACCAGUAAUAGGACUCCAACGAUGUCGGAAUGUGAAAGGUGCAGUGGAACAACCGAGGCGUCCAUUGAUAUCAAAUCAACGCACCUCUUUCCAAAAAUUAUGCUGAAACCGUUUGAAGAGAUGAAGGAAAUUGAACAUACACUCGUCCAAUAUUUACGAUCUUUUCGCAUUUAUUCCGCUGUGGAGUGGUUCGCCUAUCCACUAACAGUCAACAUUCAGUUGCUGAGAUUUUGCAAAAGCUGGAGCGGACCAGAACACCUUGAGAUGACGAAGUACGAUUAUCCAGCUGCUCAAGACCAUUUGAAGCCCAGUGAAAGUGCACUUUGGAGGAUAUCAGCUGAAGAGGACGAAUGGCACAAUAUUAGCGACGUGAAAUCACUAUCGAAGACUCAAAAAUUACAAUCGGUUAGAUGA